Messenger RNA from Ciona intestinalis (vase tunicate), 2045 nucleotides. Its product is annotated as protein lev-9. NCBI's taxonomy places the organism in Eukaryota, Metazoa, Chordata, Ascidiacea, Phlebobranchia, Cionidae. Gene Ontology annotation, cellular component: membrane. The record is from RefSeq and is a predicted model, not a curated record.
AAUAUUCUAUUUAAAUAAGAGUAUUUUAAUGAAUCGAAUAGUAUUUUUAUAUCUUCUUAUAUUCAGUUUGCUUCUACUGCAUCUGGUUAACGGGCAGGUGGAGAACUGUGGAGCAAGAGAUUUGAGCCUUCUUGAGCCAGGAAGAACAUGCAAGAAAGCUUGCAUUGCACAUGCAAAUUGCACAGGGCCCAGUAAAGAUUGUUGGUGUGAUGGAUCAUGUGGAUUGUCUUGCUUUAAUAAAGCCGCAACUUGUGACCUGCCACCUGAGAUACCUAAUGUAAACCGCAGAGUAGAAGGGACAGCUUAUAAUGAAUUCAUAACGUUAACUUGUGCUGACGGCUAUGUUAAAUUGAAUGGAUCUGACAGUCGUUCUUGCCGCUCAGAUAGGAAAUGGUCGGGCACUCAACUACAUUGCCAACGUGCUUGUCCUCCUGGCCCAAAUACACGGAAUGCUACUCCCACAACUUUUGAAACUGGAUAUUUAGUUGGACAUCAACUGCCUUAUGCUUGCAGUAUAGGUUAUACACCAGUUGAUCCAGGAGUAAUUCUCCAACUAACAUGUCUGGCUAAUUUCUCUUGGUCUCAACCACAGUUUCAAUGUUUAAUUGGUAGAUGUUCCGAACUACAGAAUAGCACCUCAACACAGAUUACUUUACCCUCAAGGGAAUACGGUGUUCGUGCAAGAUAUAUUUGUAACACAGGUUAUCAGCCACAAAACACUGUUCGUACGAGGUUAUGCGAUCAAAAUGCAGCUGGACAAUUUGUUUGGGACGCUGAACCACAAUGCACAAUCGUUACAUGCAAUACACCUACGGCGCCGACAAAUGGGAGGGUGGACAAAAGGAGUGCUCAGCCGUACAACACUGUUGCUACAUAUACAUGUAAUGCUGGAUAUAAACUUGCUGACGUUACGUCAAGUACUCGGACAUGUGGUGCAGAUGGGCAGUGGGGAGAGACACCAGUAUGCAUUGUAAGUCAAGAUUGUGAGUUUGAAAUACCAGCAAGAAGAACAUGCAGUUACACCAAUGUUGGCUGGGUACGGGAGGGUAGUGGUAGUGGGACCUAUAAUGGAAUACCAGGAAGUUUCAUGAAAGCUACUGGAACCGCCACUCUUAGCUCAGCUCCAAUAUCUAGCAGUGUUUGCCUUAACUUCCAUUAUAGGGUUGUCUCACAAGCAGCUGGGACAACAUUUUCAGUGACGUCUAGUACUGGAGCAUCAUUAUGGGAUGCUAUCUUGAGUAACUCUGCAUGGACAAGCAUUAGAGUUCGUGUGAAUAUUGCUGCUGUUCGAUUCAUAUUUAAAGUGCAAUCAUUAGCUGGUGUUAAUAUUCAGCUCGAUGGAGUGAAACUGCUGCCCUUGGAUUCGUGCCCUGGUGUUGCAACAACAACAGCAACAACUGAAUCUCCAACAACUCAAGCCACAACAACAACAAGUUCAAGAACACCACUGGCCACAACAACAACAGCACCAGCAAUAGUAACCACUCCUAAACCAGGCCCAACCACUACUGAAGUAGUAACAACUACUACUAAAGUAAUGGUAGUGAGUAACAUUAAUCCACGAUUACCAAAUAAUGGUUCACAACAACAAACCACCCUUAAACCAGUGGUUACCACUCACCAAACUCACACUGACCAUUUAAAAUGGUUCCUCAUUUCGUUGGGAAGUGGGUUUGUGGUUCCCAUCGUUGGGUUUCUGUUGCUUCUGCUCGUACUUUACUGCACACCUGGAAAGGAAAGUUCAAACAAAGAUGUUUUGUUCAAUGAAGAAUUAAAGACCUUUAAUAUUAAUGUUGAUACUCCCACGAUGGUUGGGGCGAAUGAUGUCAUAAAAGAUGAUGAUGUCACGAACAAUGAUGAUGUGACUUCUCCACCUAGUGUCUCAAUUGCCUGAGAUAAAACCUUUUUAAAUUUUCGUUCGAAUUUUUCUUAAUUUUUUAUUCCAAUUUUAUUUUUGCAAAGUUUUAUUACUGCUGCUCUGUGUGCAUGAGCUUAAUUUACUAAUUUGCUGCAAUGUUAUUUCUUUUAUUCAUGCGAUAUCAUAG